CUCAUAUCAAAAAUGAUUGAUUGAAAUAAUUGUCGUGGUUAUCCUCGCGACUGUCAGUCACCUUUCCUCACUGGAUGAAUUGUCAUAUGCAUGCCUGAUGUUCUGAUCUCAGCCACUUGAAAUAUCUCGCUCUCUCUAUCGUAGCAGGCUCAAUGAUGGGACCGAUUGGCGUUGGAUACAGACCGUUGUUCAUUCCAGGUCGUGACGAGAAGCUACCUCCCUUACCACCCGAUUCACUGAUAUCGCCACCACCACCGCCACCUCCCAAGAAUAUCGGCCUUGUGCUGGAUACCCACCCUAAUGACGGCCCUCAGUUACCUCCAAUACCAAGCUUAGCAUCUCUAGGAUUUGACUUGCCCCAAUCUCCCGCAUCGGCAACUGCCUCAUCAAUGUCCCUUCUCUCCCCUACCUCCCCAACAGAAAAGACGAAGAAAUCUAGUCCAUUGACCGAUCUUAUCGAGAGCGAAAAGAUCUAUGUGGAGUACUUGACGGGGAUAAUACGAAGAAUAGCCGCAGCAUGGUCACGAUCCAAUUUGCCACCACCGGAGCUCGAUGUCAUGUUUCGCAGCGUCGAGAGUGUGUACAAGACAAAUCGUACACUCCUCGCGAAACUGAAAGAAAUCGGCUCUAAUCCGUCCUCGCCCAAAGCUCUGGGCGACCUCUUGAUGCGAUGGAUCGAUGACCUCGACCGACCUUACACGGCGUACUGUCAGAAAUACGCUACUGGUUUUGAUCAAUGGGAGCCUGUCAAAUCAAAUACGAAGCUUCCAGGAGUUAUCGAGGCGUUCUCUGCGGCUAGCCCUCCCUCAAUAGCUGCAAUUCAGUCGUCUCAACUACCCGACCCGUCGUUAUGGACUUUGGAUGCCCUAUUUCUGUUGCCCAAGGGCCGUCUUUUGUAUUACAGGAAACUAUACAACAGACUGCUAAAGAGCACGACACCGGGCAGAAGCGACCAUCGACUAUUGACGGGUGCUCUUGAGAAGUUAGAUGAUUUAUUGGAGACUUUGGAAGGAAGAAGUCAGGUCAAGGUUGGCCACAGCCCUUCCGCUUCCUCUUCCGCAUUACCGCCUGUCACCUCUGAGAUGAGGAAUGAGCCUAUCGCUUCUCCAGCGACGUCUCCGGUGACGGAAUUUGACGGAACGCACAACCAGCUACUUUCAGGUCAAUUCGGGGGAGGAAAUGCAAGUGCACCCACAUCCGUCCGUGGAAGCGGUUCGUCAAGCGGAGAGCGAUUUUCACGGGAAACAGGGAUGACAUCCAUCAGUCGUGACUCCACAGCACCCAUGCCUACAUCCAUCGCUAACCUGGAGAAACGUUUGGCGACAGAUACGACGCUGGACAUAUUUACGAUGGAACCCAAGCUAGUCCGUCUGCAAAUGUCUCCGCCAACGUUACCUUAUGCCCGAGAACUUAAAUUGUCAGCCAAUGUCGUCGUCCAUUUUACUCCUCGUUCGACGGGCGUGAACGUUGUUCACCAACACGGCUUUGUCUUUGUUUUAUCAGACCUGUUCUUGAUAUGCGAGAAGAUGACCUUGGGCGAUAGAGUUGCAGCGGGUGUGGACGGUCCCGAUAUGAGACUCUGCUACCCUCCACUUUCUGGAAAGGUCCUGAAGGUGACUGAGGUACCUGGCCAAGAUAACGCACUUCAGAUUUCUAUCAUGCGGAAAGAGGCGCUGAUCCUUGAGGCCAGCUCACCGCAUGCCCGGGACGAGAUCAUCAAGGAAUUUAAGGAGUGUAUCAAUUUUGCCAGGACUAUUUCUGCAACCGCUUCAGAACCAGUGCCCCCCAUGCCCAAAAGUCUCCCUGUGUCACCAGUAGCUGAUUUUCCUUCUGCAAAUGAAAGAUUUCCUUCGCGGGAAAUGGCCCACAACACCGCACAGGGUGUUCCACAAGAACAGGUCGCCAGCUCUAGUGUGCUGAAUGAAAAGCCAAACCUCCCUGAGCUCCCCUCCGCUCCUAACUUCUCGUUGCCUCGCAUCACAUCACAACAGAGUUUCGCGCCAAGAAAAACAAGCCUGGGCCCAAUUGUUACAGGGCAGGUCGUGGGGAGGGACGGAAACAUUAGUCCAUCUGGUGAAGGUGUUGGUAUGGCCCAGAUGCAAAAUUUUCAAGGUGCUCAGAGGAUACCUUCAUUGCACGAUGCUACUUCUGGAGUCUCUCACCCUAUACGCAAAUCAUCCACUGUUCAAAUAGCUUCCACACAUCCACCGCCUUCUUCCUUCGGUAUGGGUCAGGUCAUGCCACCAGCUCGGAGUGCGAGCAUGGUCAGCUCUUCACAUCCCUUGCCCGAUCAGGACCCCAGCAUGGGAGGCCCACCUCACAGGGUUUACUCUCCUCCUACUGUUCAAGGAUAUACGCAACAUCCACCCUUGCAUCAUCAACCGUCAGUCUCGUCACAUCACUCCUCGAUGCAUUCUCUUCACCAUCAACCGUCUCUCAAUUUACUUCAUCAACACCCGUCAAUGCAUCAACAUCUCCGUCCUCCACAAAGCGCACCUCCGCAAGCUCAAUCUAUGAACUUUUCUCAACAUCCCAAUCAGACUCGGUCACUGCCUUCUCGGUCUGCGGGUCCCGGAGGUCCUCCUCAUGGAAUUCCUCCUCCUCGACCACCGUCUGAGCCCCAGCCGUCCUCCGGGAGACUCCAUAAGUCGACAUCAUCGCGGUCCCUCCGCUCUCAGUAUGACUAUAGUCCGAGUCCAGGUCAUGCACCACCACUUCCUUCCUUACCUGGAGGGUUGCCGAUACCAUCCCGACCUUAUGCCCAACGCACAGAUUCUAUCAUUUCUGUCAACAGCGCUACGAUAAGAGCUGUCCUACCAUCGCAGCAGAUUAGUUCCAGAGCAAACUCAUUCACCGAAACAACCUUCCAAGAUCAUAGUCCUCCGACUUCUCCGAUUGAAGAACCACAGCCUCUGGGUCCAACCAGGCCCACAAUAACAGGAAUGAAGUGCAGGGUCUUCCACCAGCAACAACAUGCACAAUGGAAGUCGUUGGGCUCUGCACAAUUGACACUUUAUCAUCAGCAGCCUACCAACGUCAAGCAACUCGUCGUUCAAGCGGGCUCCAAAGGCAAGAACACCCUCAUCUCGACGAUCGUGCUUACGGACGGUGUGGAACGAGUGGGCAAAACUGGUGUUGCCAUUGAACUCAGCGAUGCCAAAGGUGCACGGACAGGCAUCAUCCACAUGAUCCAACUUCGGAACGAGCAAGCUGCUCAAGAAUUGUUUGAUAAAUUACUUGCAGGGUCGGACAGGUCGAAAUAAUUUGGAAUAUCGUAUCAUUCCAAUGGACCAGGGGUAUAUCUGUGUUUUCUUUAUCCUUCCAUCCAUCAUUUCAAGCUUUUUUUACUUCAUCCCGUUUACGAAUGCUGGCUGGGCUCCAUUACAUUUGAA
Messenger RNA from Suillus clintonianus, 3392 nucleotides. RefSeq lists its product as uncharacterized. Gene Ontology annotation, molecular function: guanyl-nucleotide exchange factor activity. The transcript is spliced from 9 exons. NCBI's taxonomy places the organism in Eukaryota, Fungi, Basidiomycota, Agaricomycetes, Boletales, Suillaceae. Bases 153 to 3263 code for a protein of 1036 amino acids. The record is from RefSeq and is a predicted model, not a curated record.